AUGGCUCACGGUGGCUACGGCAAGCGCCGAGUAGCCGAGCGUCAGCAAGCCGGCCGUCGCCGGCCGAAAUCCCUGGGGGUUGAUAAAAAAGCCAAGCCAAAGGCCGUUUCCGUUAAGAACCAAAUUCGUUCUAUCGAACGCAUGCUCCGCAAAGAUCUGCCGCCUGCAGUUAAAGAGGCCCAAGAAAAGAAGUUGGAUGGACUCAAGAAACUUCAAGAGGAACAGAAUCGUAAGGCUAUGGCCCAGAAGAUGAACUUACGUUAUCGGAAGAUCAGAUUUUUUGAGAGAAGAAAGAUUGAGAGGAGGAUAAGAAGAGUGGAGAGACAACUGCGUGCUUUGACUGGUGAGGCCCGUGAAGCGGAGCUAGCUGAGCAACUUUCUAAGUCAAAAGAAGAUCUUCUGCAAGACCUUGAAUAUGUUAGGUUCUUUCCGAAAGAUGAAGAGUAUGUUCCAUUGUUUACGGGAGGGGAAGGUGUGGAAAUUACUGAAAAAAGGAACUCACUACGUAAGCUGGUUAAGGCAAAGCUUGUUGAUGCAGCAGCAAAUGGGAGGGAUGUGGAAGAGACAGGGAGUGAGGAGGAUGGUCUUCUUGAUCCAAGUGAUGAUGAUUUCUUUUUAUCUGGAAGCUCAAGCGAUGAUGCUGAUGCAGAUGAUGAAGGGACAGAUAAAAGUAUAAGGGAACAAGCUUCGAGUGCUUCUGGUAAAGCAGCUUCAGGCAUGUCUAGCGAUGAAAGAAAUCAGAGGCAGAUUUCAGCUCGUGCAUUAAUGCCUCCGCCUAGACCAUCAAAAAAAUCAUUUCAUGGUUCUUCUAAUGACAAGAGGGUUGGAAAAUCUUGGAGUAAAAAACCAGCCUUCCAUAAGCCAGAAAUGUCUACAUCUAGCAAUACAUCUAACAGCAUUGGCUUCAGAAAUCGACGGUCAUCAGAUCCAGUAACAGGGAACAGCGAUAAUGUAAGUUCCAAUUCUGAUGCUCGAAAACCUCGAAGGAAGAGAAGGCCAAAGAAGAAAAACAAGCAGGCCUGA
Molecule: messenger RNA, 1023 nt
Organism: Oldenlandia corymbosa var. corymbosa
Lineage: Eukaryota; Viridiplantae; Streptophyta; Magnoliopsida; Gentianales; Rubiaceae
Source: the annotation of a GenBank genome assembly